AUGACUAUGGAGCAUGUGGAACUGGGGUUCCAGAAGAGUUCCGACUGGGCCAAAUACAGCCAGAAGAGUUCCAACUGGGCCAAAUACAGCCAGAAGAGUUCGGACUGGGCCAAAUACAGCCAGAAGAGUUCCGACUGGGCCAAAUACAGAGAGAAGAGUUCCGACUGGGCCAAAUACAGCCAGAAGAGUUCCGACUGGGCCAAAUACAGAGAGAAGAGUUCCGACUGGGCCAAAUACAGCCAGAAGAGUUCCAACUGGGCCAAAUACAGAGAGAAGAGUUCCGACUGGGCCAAAUACAGCCAGAAGAGUUCCGACUGGGCCAAAUACAGCCAGAAGAGUUCCAACUGGGCCAAAUACAGCCAGAAGAGUUCGGACUGGGCCAAAUACAGCCAGAAGAGUUCCGACUGGGCCAAAUACAGCCAGAAGAGUUCCGACUGGGCCAAAUACAGAGAGAAGAGUUCCGACUGGGCCAAAUACAGCCAGAAGAGUUCCGACUGGGCCAAAUACAGCCAGAAGAGUUCCGACUGGGCCAAAUACAGCCAGAAGAGUUCCAACUGGGCCAAAUACAGCCAGAAGAGUUCGGACUGGGCCAAAUACAGCCAGAAGAGUUCCAACUGGGCCAAAUACAGAGAGAAGAGUUCCGACUGGGCCAAAUACAGCCAGAAGAGUUCCGACUGGGCCAAAUACAGCCAGAAGAGUUCCGACUGGGCCAAAUACAGAGAGAAGAGUUCCGACUGGGCCAAAUACAGCCAGAUGAGUUCCGACUGGGCCAAAUACAGAGAGAAGAGUUCCGACUGGGCCAAAUACAGCCAGAAGAGUUCCGACUGGGCCAAAUACAGCCAGAAGAGUUCGGACUGGGCCAAAUACAGCCAGAUGAGUUCCGACUGGGCCAAAUACAGAGAGAAGAGUUCCGACUGGGCCAAAUACAGCCAGAAGAGUUCCGACUGGGCCAAAUACAGCCAGAAGAGUUCCGACUGGGCCAAAUACAGCCAGAAGAGUUCCGACUGGGCCAAAUACAGCCAGAAGAGUUCCGACUGGGCCAAAUACAGAGAGAAGAGUUCCGACUGA
Molecule: messenger RNA, 1068 nt
Organism: Knipowitschia caucasica
Lineage: Eukaryota; Metazoa; Chordata; Actinopteri; Gobiiformes; Gobiidae
Source: the annotation of a GenBank genome assembly